Molecule: messenger RNA, 2225 nt
Organism: Clunio marinus
Lineage: Eukaryota; Metazoa; Arthropoda; Insecta; Diptera; Chironomidae
Source: the annotation of a GenBank genome assembly
GAAAAGUAUGGUUCUCGGUAAUUGAAGUUAAUUCAAAGCCGAAUUAUUAAUUUAAAUUUACUACAUUUAAUAACUCAAUAAUAGUUUGUCGUAGAUAAAAUAGAAACGAUAUUGUUCAAAUGACGAAUAAAAAUGAUUUGCUUGCUGUUCUUCAGGUUCUCAAAAAGUAUAAUCUUAAAGGAACUGAAACAAUUCUGAAACAAGAAGCAAAUCUAACUGAUCUACCAGAAAACUUCAAUCACGAUGCGUCUGAUAGUGUUCUACAAGCUUAUCAAAGCGAAGGAGAUCCCAAUUCUUACGAGUCUUGUUAUAUAGAACUUCUUAAGUUUGUGGAUUCGUCUCUGGAUAUUUAUAAGUAUGAGCUGAGUAUGAUAUUGUAUCCUGUUUUCGUUCAUAUGUACAUCGAAUUGGUUUAUAAUGGGCAUGAAGAACAAGCUAAAAAGCUAAUGAAAAAGUUUGGUCCUGAACAAGAGUAUUAUUAUCAAAGUGAUCUUAAAAAGCUUGAAAUGAUCACAAAACGUGACCAAAUGAGUGGUAACGAUUUGACAGACACUUUCAAGUCCAAUGAAUUUAUCAUCAGAAUUUCAAGGGACACUUUGAGUCUUCUUAAACGUCAUCUUCAAGAGAAAAAAGCGAGUGUUGUUAUGAACAUUGUCAAUGAACAUCUUUACUUUGAUUUGUAUGAGGGUGUUGCCAGGAAUAAGAAACAAUGUGACGCUACAGCCGGUGCAAUUUUGGGCGAAGCAAGACGUCAAGAUAACAAAGUGAAAGUUUAUUACGGACUUUUGAAAGAAACUGACUUUCAGCAAAUGACAACUCAAGCUCCGCCUCCUGAAGAAGAUGAUGAUGAAGGUCCAGAUAGUGAUAAACCAAAGAAAAAGAAACAAAAAAAAGAUUCUCUUUUCUCAAAAAAAUCCAAAACAGACCCGAAUGCUCCUUCAAGUGAUCGAAUUCCAAUUCCACAGUUGAGAGACAACGACAAGGCAGAAAAAAUUAGAGCAUUGCGUGAGGCUCAAAAACGUGUCAAUUUAGGUCCUGAUAAUCUCCCAUCUGUUUGUUAUUAUACGUUAUUGAACUCGAUUUAUUCAGUAACAAGUGCAGAAAUAAGUGAAGAUUCAAGUCUGCUGGCGAUUGGAUUUUCUGAUUCCACAAUUAAAAUUUGGUCUUUGACGCCUUCAAAAUUACGAGAAUUAAAGCCAGCUGAAAUGCUAAAAGAAAUUGACCGUGAUGUUGACGAUGUUCUUGUUCGAAUGAUGGACGACAGAAAAGCUGAAACUUCAAGAGUAUUCCAUGGUCAUACCGGUCCAGUUUAUCGCUGUUCAUUUACAUUUGACAGAUCAUUACUUUUAUCUUGUUCUGAAGAUUCAACGAUAAGAUUGUGGUCACUCCAAACAUGGAGCUGUUUGGUUGUUUAUAAAGGUCAUUUAAAUCCAGUUUGGGACGUAAAGUUUUCACCUCAUGGACAUUACUUUGUAAGCUGUUCCCAUGACAAAACUGCUCGAAUUUGGACAACAGAUUCUCAUCAACCUUUAAGAAUAUUCACAGGACAUCUAGCUGAUGUAGAUUGUUGUGUUUUUCAUCCCAAUUCCAAUUAUGUUGCAACUGGUUCGAGUGAUCGAACCGUUCGUUUAUGGGAUGUUCUUUCAGGAAACCACGUUCGACUAAUGACAGGGCAUAAAGGUCCAAUUUAUUCACUUGCCUUCUCAAUUGAUGGCCGUUACUUAGUAUCAGGUUCUUCUGAUACAAGAGUAUUGGUGUGGGAUCUUGCUCAUGGUCAUUUAAUAGCUUCACUCGAGGGACAUACAUCAACGAUUCAUUCCCUUUGUUUUAGUCGUGAUGGAACAAUCUUAGCAACGGGGGCGUUGGAUUGUAAUUUAAAUAUUUGGGACUUUUCUAAGCUGUGCGAUGAUCUCGUUGGUGAGAACGUCAAUGUUUCUCAUAAUCCCGACGUAAAGAAAGGUGAACAAUAUUUAUUACGAACUUUCCCCACCAAACAAUCUCCAUUUUUAACUCUGCAUUUUACACGACGUAAUCUACUUUACGGUGUGGGAAUGUUUGAGAGUAAUUAAUUGCUAUAAUUUUACAAACACCUAAAAUUUCACAAACAACACAAAAACAUUUUAUAAGAUUUGUAGUGAAGCAUUUAAAGAUGGAGUUUACUUGAAAUCUUUGUAAAUUUAAAAUUACAAGAGAGAAAUAAAUUAAGUUUAAUUUUGUACGUUUUA